GUGAAGUAGAGCUCCGUCGCACAGGGGGGAAAAACAUGAACUGACAAUCUCUUAGAAAAAAAAAAAUCAUCUCCAGACUGUGUUGACAAAAUAGAUUUGGACUUUGGGAUGUUUUAUGGACUCGGAAACGAGGGAGUUUCUUCUCAUCUUCUGCAUCGAUGUAGGCUCUCUGCGGGUGUAUUAUAGCCUGUUUAAGACCCAUUUGCGGAAAAAGAAACGUGCAUUUUUCUUUUAAACACACGCAGCAGCAACAAAGACAGCAACCUGGACUACUUUUUCGAAACAGGAAUGGUUUAUCCUUCCGAAGGGUUAUUCUACAUCGAAAUGGAUCAAGCACCACCAGCUCUUCCUCCCAGGUCAGCAAAGCCAGUGUCCACCACCGUGAACAACAACUGCCUUUCUCCACCUGUGUACUCGCUUCAGGACGCUGAAUGGUAUUGGGGAGACAUAACAAGGGAUGAAGUGAACGAGAAGCUCCGGGACACACCGGAUGGUUCCUUUCUGGUGCGUGACGCAUCCACGAAACUGCAAGGCGACUUCACGCUCACGUUAAGGAAAGAUGGACACAACAAGCUGAUCAAGAUAUACCACCGUGACGGGAAGUAUGGCUUCUCGGACCCCCUCACGUUCACAUCAGUAGUGGAGCUCAUUUGGUACUAUCAGCACCAUCCGUUAGUCGAGUACAACGCAACCCUGGACCUGAUGCUCACACAUCCCGUGUCCCGCUCCCAACAGGUGAAAGAAGACAGUGUCGAUGUUGCCGGCAGAAAACUCAAGGAGGUUCACUGUCAGUAUCAAGAGAAGUCAAAGGAGUUCGAUCGCCUUUACGAAACAUUCACAAAGACCUCGCAGGAGAUCCAGAUGAAAAGAACAGCAAUCGAGGCAUUCAAUGAGACGAUGCUGAUUUUCGAGGAGCAGUGUCGGGAACAGGAGCGUUACGGCGAGGAGUUUGAGAGGAACAAUCAGUCUGAAGUAACAGACAAAGAUCUGGAGAGCUUCCUGAUAAAUUAUGAGAAGCUGAAGUGCCGUCUCGGGGAGAUCUACGACAGCAAAAUCCAUCUGGAGGAAGACUUGAGAACGCAGGUGGAGGACUACAGAGAGACGGACAGGAAGAUAAACAGCUUGCGGCCUGACCUCAUCCAGCUACGCAACAUGAGAGACCAGUACCUUAACUGGCUCAAUCACAAAGGCGUACGACAGAAACGCAUAAAUGACUGGCUUGGGACACAGAUUGACAGCCUCGAUGACACAUAUGUGCUGAAGGGAGAUGAGAAGAAUUUGCCGCAUCAGGAGGAGACAAGUUGGUUUGUUGGCGAGAUGAGCCGGACGCAGGCAGAGGAGAUGCUUCAAGGAAAAGCUUCCGGAACAUUCCUGAUCCGAGAGAGCAGCAAACAGGGAUGCUACGCCUGCUCUGUUGUUGUAAAUGAAGACGUGAAGCAUUGUAUGAUCUACAGCACACCAAACGGAUAUGGCUUCGCUGAGCCCUACGAUGCCCACUGCUCACUGAAAGACCUUGUCCUGCACUAUCGCUUGCACUCAUUAGCGCAACACAAUGAUGCCCUGGAUGUUCGGCUGUCACAUCCAGUACACGCCAAAGCUGCAGCCACACCUUUGCAACACCCAGAGGAACACAAACUCUUACAGACUCCAAAACACACAGCGGGGCUGCCGCCUGCCGCUCCAGAAAUGUAAUCCAAUGGAAAGAGACAUGUUGUUUACUGUAUCCUGCGAGAAUGACUGCAUCGAGGUGCAUUUUGUAAAGUUUUGCACUACAAUGAUUCCAUCGGUUUUUGUGAAUGGGAUUUCACAGAUAGAAGUGGGACCGGAACUUGAAUGUCAGCUUGAACUUUUUUUUGUUUAGUUUUCAAAGAGACUGUUUAAGCUUUUUUUUUUUUUUUGUACUUCAUUCAACGCCAUUUGUUCAAUGGACACAUUUUGGUAGGGAUGUUCACAACCAGUUUAUUGCUCUCUGACAUCAGGUGCUGCACCUUUAUUUGAGUUUUACAACCAGUUAAUGUUGCUAGAGAUGUUCUUUUCCCUAGCUAGCAUUUGUUUAGGUCUGAAAAUUUGACCUAUUGUUGAGAAUGUGCUUGGUAACAAUGGAGUUAUAUUUCUACCUCUUUUCCUGAGUGCUCUUUUGAACAGUUUGAAGAAAGUAUGACGCAGAGAAGUUAUUUAUCAUGGAAAUAAAGAUUUAUUUUGAGCAAUACAAAUCGGGCAAAUGCUAACAUCUGAACUUUUUUGCUCAUUUGCAAUUUCUCAAUUGUCUAAAAAGUGCAAUUGCACAUUUUAAAUUGCAUUUUCAUCAAGGACCUACAUUAUAGAUAAUCAUGCCUUUCCUAUAAAGCUGGAAACCGUAAAGAACGCCAACUAGCUUGAUUAUCUAGCAACAUACAAGUUCACUAGCAACCUACCAUGAAAGCUAAGCUGCUCACUAGUAAAGUUAAAAUAACUUGCAGAACAGGUUUAGAAAGAGGUUCAUGAAAGUAUAUGCAGCCAAAUCUCUUAAAGCUGUGUGGGGCUGAGAAGCUGCUCGCCAUUCUUCUUGUACUGCCCUGUUCCCCUAGUAACAUAUCAACAGUGGCAGCGUGAUUGGAGACUGAACAGCCAAUCAAAAUGUACUUACUCAAGUUUUCUGUCAUUGUGGUCAUGUCUAAAACUCUAUAAAGUAGAGUUUGGGCACAAAUAGAUGAUUUGAAUGGAGAAAUGGUUAAAACAAAAUGUGAAAAUGAGGGAAAAGGGGAUUUUUUUUGUCCAUAAAAACGUUUUAUGGACAAAAUAAACAGUGGUAGUAAAGAAAAGAAUUUCGAUCUUUUAAAGAGA
Labrus mixtus (cuckoo wrasse) is the source of this 2823-nucleotide messenger RNA. Its product is annotated as phosphatidylinositol 3-kinase regulatory subunit gamma-like. Bases 289 to 1692 code for a protein of 467 amino acids. Gene Ontology annotation, cellular component: phosphatidylinositol 3-kinase complex. Gene Ontology annotation, molecular function: 1-phosphatidylinositol-3-kinase regulator activity. Gene Ontology annotation, biological process: phosphatidylinositol phosphate biosynthetic process; insulin receptor signaling pathway. The transcript has 10 exons. Lineage: Eukaryota; Metazoa; Chordata; Actinopteri; Labriformes; Labridae. The record is from RefSeq and is a predicted model, not a curated record.